AUGACCUCUGAUGAUGGUUGAUAGAUUCUUCUUCUUCUUCCUCAGUUUGUCCUCCUCAUCCAGAUGAAGAACCGAGGAGGAGGAGGCUGGAUGGACACUCGCCUGAAGCAACGAGUGGAGCAGUAUAUGGCCUCCAGCAGCAGCGAAUAUGUGGACCUUGCAGAAAUGGCCGUGGACCUUCAGAGACAGUUCAGGAUGGACUACGGACGGAGAAACAAGACGGCCUUUAGGAUCCAGGUGGAGAAAGUGUUCAAGGCCGUCAAAGAGGAGGUGGAGCUAAACGACCUGGAAAGCAAACAUCUGGCCAAGAGAGCCCGGAGCAGCUGCAAUGAGACCAGGGACAGCAGCAGCAGCUCGGAGGACUCCUCAGACAGCGAUGAACAGGUGCUGGGAAACACGCCCAACAGUUCAGUUACAGCCCUGUACCGUAAGGGCCCUACUGCAGCAGGCAGAACCAACCCAGCUCAAAAUGAAGGCACCGUAGUUUCCCCUGGAGGCUGGUUCAUUGACAAAGGCAGAGGCCCCACGACACGACCCGUCUUCAUCGACCUUUCGAAAGACGAGUCAGUGGACACAGAAGCAAAUAGAGGUGCAUCCCAACUGGAGCCUGAGACGAAGAGGUCAAAGAAGAGGUCAAAGAACUCGGCCCAUUCUGCAGACUCCCAGGGAGUGAUCAAGAAUAAGAAAGCAAAGUCCAAGUCCCCAGAGCUGCAGUAUCCCCACCUGAGGUUUGAGGAUGUCGGGGGUAAUGAGGAGAUCCUAACGGAGGUGUGCAAGCUGCUGGUUCAUAUGCGCCACCCAGAGGUCUACCAGCACCUCGGGAUGGUUCCUCCCAGGGGCUUCCUGCUGCACGGACCUCCUGGCUGUGGGAAGACCCUGCUGGCCCAGGCUGUGGCUGGGGUGAGCCAGGCUGCAGAAAAGCGAUGUGUCCGUCUGGGAGCUGGGUUCAUUUAGCAGAGAAUGAGAGGCUGUGGGUUUGUGUUUCAGGAGCUGCAGAUCCCCAUGCUGAAGGUGUCUGCUCCAGAGCUGGUAUCUGGGGUGUCAGGAGAGUCGGAGCAGAAGCUCAGAGAGCUGUUUGAGCUGGCUAUGACCUCCAGUCCAUGCAUUGUGUUCAUCGAUGAGAUAGAUGCCAUCACGCCUAAGAGAGAGGUGGCUUCCAAAGACAUGGAGAGGAGGAUCGUGGCCCAGCUGCUGACCUGCAUGGACGAUUUGAACAGUCUCACAGUGACUGCUCAGGUACUGGUGAUCGGCGCCACCAACAGGCCGGACUCCCUGGAUCCGGCCCUCCGCAGAGCCGGCCGGUUUGACAGAGAAAUCUGUCUGGGGAUUCCCGAUGAGGGCGCUCGGCUCAGGAUCUUGAGGACCUUAUGUCGGAAGCUGACACUGCCCGCGGAUUUCAACUACCAGCAGCUGGCCCGGCUCACUCCAGGCUACGUGGGAGCGGACCUCAUGGCUCUGUGCCGGGAAGCUGCUAUGGCUGCCGUGAACCGGGUUCUGCUGGAAACCAGGCCAUUGGCCCAGACUCCGCCGGACUGCCCUGAACAACCGUCAGGAAGUCCGGAGCAGAUGGAGGCUGUGACUGAUGAGGUUGUUAGAACUGAGCAGGAGGGAGAACUUCAGCAGCUCCUUGGCAUAUUGAAGAACACGGACACGCUGUCGGAGCAGGAGCUGGCUGGACUCUGCAUCCUCAUGUCCGACUUUCAGGACGCUCUGGGCCGGGUUCAGCCUUCAGCCAAGAGGGAGGGCUUUGCCACAGUACCAGACGUGACCUGGGAGAACGUAGGAGCUCUGCAGGACAUCAGGGAGGAGCUCACCAUGGCAAUACUGGCUCCUGUCCGGUCUCCGGAGCAGUUCAGAGCCCUGGGGCUCAGCGCACCAUCUGGGGUUCUGCUGGCCGGGCCUCCAGGCUGUGGGAAGACCCUGCUGGCUAAGGCAGUGGCAAAUGAGUCAGGCCUCAACUUCAUCUCCGUCAAAGGUCCAGAGCUGCUAAACAUGUAUGUGGGGGAGAGCGAGCGAGCCGUCCGCCAGGUCUUCCAGAGAGGACGCAACUCUGCUCCUUGUGUCAUCUUCUUCGAUGAGAUUGACGCCCUGUGUCCUCGCCGUUCAGGCCACGAGUCAGGAGCCAGUGUGCGGGUCGUCAAUCAGCUGCUGACAGAGAUGGACGGCUUGGAGACGCGAAAACAGGUCUUCAUCAUGGCUGCAACCAACAGGCCGGACAUCAUUGAUCCUGCCGUCCUGAGGCCUGGGCGCCUGGAUAAAACCCUAUAUGUUGGGCUGCCGUGUGCCGCAGACCGCCAUGCCAUCCUGAUGACUGUUACUAAGGGUGGGACCAGACCUCAGCUGGAGCAGGACGUCCGCCUUGAGGACAUCGCCUUUGAUGAACGCUGUAGUUCCUUUUCAGGAGCUGACCUGACGGCGUUGGUGAGGGAAGCGUCUGUAAACGCCUUGAAGGUCUUCAUGAAGUCCCAGCUUUCUGGUCAGACCCACCCCUCUGGCUCCACAGCCGAUAUCAAGGUCACCAAACAGAACUUUGAGGAUGCCUUCAAGACCAUUCAGCCAUCCGUGUCCAAAAAGGACCAGCUGAUGUAUGAGAGGCUCAGGGAGUCCCUCAGCAGAUGACCACUGAACCAGAACCAGAUGGUUGCUUUCCCACGGAAGAAUCGCUUUUCCUGUUGUUUUUUUGGUUUUAAAAUAAAAUCCUGAUUCAAACUUCU
This is a messenger RNA of Cyprinodon variegatus (sheepshead minnow), 2714 nucleotides long. It is a transcript of the gene nvl, whose product is annotated as nuclear VCP-like. Gene Ontology annotation, molecular function: ATP binding; preribosome binding; ATP hydrolysis activity. Lineage: Eukaryota; Metazoa; Chordata; Actinopteri; Cyprinodontiformes; Cyprinodontidae. Gene Ontology annotation, biological process: ribosome biogenesis. The record is from RefSeq and is a predicted model, not a curated record. The transcript is spliced from 22 exons. Gene Ontology annotation, cellular component: nucleus.